GGCUGCUGGGUCCCUGGAGAGACCACUCCACCGGGAGCACGCACCUGCACUCAUGCACCUUUCCAGACCCGGACGCGGCCCCUGGAAGGAUCUGGUCCUUGUGGCCAGCCUGCUGGCCUAUGGUAUCAGCCAAGCCUCCAGCCAAAUCUCCAUCAACUCAUUCAUAGGGUUCCAGGGCUAUCCAAGCUUCCUGCAACUCAACAACGUCCCGGAGGGGGCACGAGAAUACAGCUGGCACCGGGGCACAACUGACAAUGCAGAGAAUGUGAUUAUUAGCUAUAAACCUCCCUCCAAUUCCUGGCAGCCUGGGCCCCUGUUCAGCGGCCGGGAGAAUGUGACCCACACAGGCACCCUGGAGAUCGAGAACUCUACGCUGAGUCACACAGGGAACUACACCGAGCGGGUGGACCUCAGCAGUGGGACCCAGCGUGCAACUGGCUGGCUGGAGAUUCAAGCCUCGGAAGGCGAUCCCGUCCUCUCGGUCAACACCAGCUCAGUGGCAGAGAACAUGGACUCUGUGGUUGCCUUCUGCAGCACCAAUGCCACCAAAAUCGUGUGGUAUGUGAAUGCCUUACGGGUGUCCAGCAAUGACAAGAUGACAAUUUCCCCAGACAGCAAGACCCUCAUCAUGCACUGGGUCCACCGCUAUGACAUGACAAUCCAGUGUGGGGUAGACUCCAGCUUCGGGGACUUUCUAAAGAGUGAAAUGAUCUUUCUGACUGUGGCCUAUGGACCUGACAGAGUGGCGCUGAACAGUAAGCCCUCUGAGUUCAGAGGCAUCUUGUCUGCUGAGAUCGGCUCCCAAGUGCAGAUGGACUGUACCUCCACUUCCAAGCCAGCACCCAAGUACCGCUGGAUCCACAACGGCUCCUUCCUGAGCUCAGAGGCAAAGCUCAGCUUCCUGAGUCUGACAUGGGAGCAGAUGGGCAGGUACAGAUGCAUCGUGGAGAACUCCGUGACCCAGCUGACCAUGUAGAAGGACAUCUGGAUCCAGAGGGCCUGGCAAAUGCCUGUUAUUAGAACAGGUUUCUACAUGACAGGACCCUUGGUGGUGCUUUUCAUCGUGAUGACAGUCUUGGGUGGCGUCUACAUCUGCGGCAUCCUGGUCUACAUGCUGAUCAAUCGUUCCUCCACCAGGUGCUCGUUGCCCAGGGACAAGCCGUGGUCUGUGAGUAUCCACCUUAGAUCCGGAGGACAGGACCAGAUGGUCAAGGAGGUAACGGAGAGGUGA
Molecule: messenger RNA, 1231 nt
Organism: Phyllostomus discolor (pale spear-nosed bat)
Lineage: Eukaryota; Metazoa; Chordata; Mammalia; Chiroptera; Phyllostomidae
Gene: CEACAM18
Product: CEA cell adhesion molecule 18
Exons: 6
Source: RefSeq, a predicted model, not a curated record